Messenger RNA from Neodiprion fabricii, 4101 nucleotides. Its product is annotated as transcription factor SPT20 homolog. Lineage: Eukaryota; Metazoa; Arthropoda; Insecta; Hymenoptera; Diprionidae. The coding region runs from base 1030 to 3153 and encodes 707 amino acids. The transcript is spliced from 7 exons. The record is from RefSeq and is a predicted model, not a curated record.
GGGUAUUCGGUCGUCAUAUCGUAUCAUUGAAUAGAUACGAUAUUUCAUGGUAUAUCUUACACUCGACAUACCUGAAGUAAUGGAACUAUUAUGUCAAUUUCUGAAAGUUGUGAAAGAAAGCUGCAUUCAAAUUGAAUUUAUGAUUAUUCUGUCACUCAUAGACUGACUGUACUUCUCCUGUCGAGUCUGGUACAGUCGUUCAAAUAGCUAUUGACGGUGUGUUGAAGCUGCAAAGUCGAGCAGAAUUUAGCAGUGCGAAGAUGAUUGGGUGUGAUUGAAAUACCCUUGGAAGGAACGGACUAUGAUUUAAAUCUGUAUACUCAGUAAACAUAGAUUUAUCGCUUAUAGUGUUUACAAUAACUAGUGCUUGAGCGAGCAAGCAAUGAGUUGAAUUAGAGAGAGAAAAGAGAGAGAGGGAGAGAGUGAGAGGGAAAUAUUGGGAGAACACGAGGUGGUAAAACCGGUAGAUAGCGGACAAAAGUAUUUCAACGGACUCUGUGGGACUCUGCAGUUGAAAUCAAAUUAACAGGAAGAAUUUUCACCGUCUACCUGCUGCAUUGCGCUAGAAAUGGUGCUUCUUCAUAAAUUUGUUGUAAUAAUAUUGACCAGUGUAAUAAAGAGAGGUAUUAAUGGGUGAAACGUCCACAUGACAAGGCUAUACAGAACGUAAAAUGGAGGAAAUGUUCAAUGGUCAGUUAACCAACGAGAUUAUCUUUGGCUGGCUGGAAUUGUCGAUGCACCGAACGAAGUAAACGCGAACACAGCGUUGAUUUGCUGAAUGAAAAGGUUACAGACGGCAAGAUGAAUCAGUACGUAGAAUGCUUAGAGCUGUAUAUGAACCAUGAAUGGGACUCUAAAUGAGCCAAAUAAUUAUAAAAACGUCCAUUCGACGAACGUAAUUACCAUAUUAAUAACCAAAUUACAAACAUACUGGCAUUUGUCACGUGGUUUUAUUUUCCUUGUGACGUCACGGUGGACUCUAGUUUGAAUUUCUUACGGCAAACGUAAAAUACAAAAUCCAUCAUUAAAAUGGGGAAAACAAGAGGUGUACACGAAACUACUCCAGAAUUAAGAAAUAGAAUGGUUGGGAUGUACGAAGCUGGCUUGGGCCUUCGAGAAAUAGCUGCGGCAGUCAACUGUUCUCAACGAACUGUCAAGAGGUGGCUCAAUCGUUUUGAUAAAGAAGGCACUGUUGAGACGAGAGAACGAUGUGGCCGCAAAAGAGCUACGACCUCUGAGCAGGAUGAAGCGAUCAUUCGUUUGGCUACGCAGACACCCAUAACUGCAGCAAAAGCUGUUCUACCAGCACUGGGAUUGUCCUGUUCUGUCGAUACUGUCAGAGAAAGACUUCAUAAAGCUGGAAUACACAAUUGGAGCCCUUCACGAAAACACAUGCAAAGAAUUCCUUUAGGCAGUGAAGCGGAUAGCGUGGUGAUUCAACAAUCGGUAUGGCGGCCUACUGGUACACAGUUAGGAAGGAAAAAGUCUUCCAAAGAAAGAAGGAAAGAGAAAAAAGGUACAACUGCAAACAAAAGAAAAACCCUUUCAAGGAAAACCAAGUCUAAAGAUCUGUACAUCGGUGAUGGCGCUCCAACCGAGGCUUUGAGACAACCCAAUAUACAACCUGGAUUUGUACUUCCGUCACAGCAAAAUGUUCAGCAACCACAAAAUAACAAUUUACAAAUAUCUAGUCAGGCUAUACAGGCGAGUCCAAUACCAUUUAGUAGCUGUCUCACCCUUGCUCAACAACCGAUUUACCAGCAUCCUGGCCUCAAUGUUGCACAGAACUGGCCCCUGGAUCUGGUUCAAGGCAGCCAUCAUUAUCCACAAGGACAACCCAAUGCUGUAACUCAUGAGCAUCCUCAACAACAACAACAACUACAGGAACUUCAUACUCAACAAGAACAACAACGCCAACUGCAAGAACAGCAGAUUCAGGAACAUUCCAGACAACAGAAUUCCCACCAUCAGAACAUUGAAUCACAACAGCAGCAUCAACAACAAUCCCAGCAGCCAUCAGAAGGACUUAACCAACAACAGCAGCAAGCGUCCCAAACCAAUUUAUUGCCUACCCAUCAAGAAGCAAAAAUUUCGAGAAUCGAUAGUUGUUCAAACUCAAGUAAUUCAAUCAGCAAUAGUCAUGCAUCUGACGAAGAUGGAGAGUUGAAUGAAAAUACUCUGAAGAAAGAUAAUAAAAGAUCUCUUAAGCACAGAAAGAAAAAAGGUGGCAAAGCAAAGGGUACUUUGGAAACUAGUGUUGAAAUCAGGAAUCGAAUGAUCGGAAUGUCAGAAGCAGGACUGUCAACCUUGUCCAUAGCAUUGGCUAUCAACAGAUCGGAACGGACAGUAAAACGAUGGCUAGAAAGAUGGCACAAAGAAGGCAAUGUACAAACAAAAGAACGCAAAGGUCGACGACGUAUAACAACGAAAGAACAGGAUGAAGCAAUAAUUGCAAUGGCUACUCAACACCCCUUGACUGCAGCAAAGUAUGUUGCACCAGCAUUAGGCUUGAGGUGUAGUGUCGAUACAAUUAGAGAACGGCUACACAAAGCUGGGAUUCACAGUUGGAAACUUGGAAAGAAACAAGGAGAGGGAAAUGCAGUGCAUACUGUUCAUUUAUGGCAGCCAAGCGGUAAUCGCCCUAAUAAACCAAAACUGCCUGGUGAAAAAAAGAAAAAAUCCUCUAGUGAUAAGAAAUAUAAACAAUCGACUACUGAGACGAUAAAAAGAGGUUCUCGGAAGAAAAAAGUAGAACCAGCACCAUUGAAAAUCAUUCCCCCGCCAGCAAAUAUGAUUACUGAACAGAACACCAUGCAAUUCCAUGAGCCUCCACUGGCAAAUUAUGUUUCAGGCCCUAACAUUAUGCAUCCAGUGGAAGACAUGUCUGCACCUCAUCCAUCAUCACAUCCACAGCAACUGCCUAUGGCAGAAUCGCAAGUUCCUCCAGGUUCACAACCCUUGCAACCUAUGGAACUCUUAAUGCAGCAGAGAUCGGAUUGCAGACUAGCUCAAUCUAUUGUUGGACCCCCAGUUUCCAGUCAGGGAAACACUGCUGUUGCGUAUCCUCCUUGUAUGGUUGGGACCAACAGCCACACAAAUCAUAUUGAGCAGCCAGAUCCAUUAAACUACGAACCCUAUAUGUGGAACUUUUAGGGCCAAAAUUCUAAUCUAAGCGUAUAUUACGUGCACAAAUAUCACCAAGAUUACUAGCAUUCAUAUUUAUCUUUUUAUAUUUUGAUCCUACAUACAUUACGUUACUUGUCAUUUACAACUUCAUCUAUUACUGCCAUCGAAUUUAAAAAAUAAUUGGUUCAUCCACGAUGUGAAUAUUAGCUUUAACACGAUAUUUAUUAUCGUCAACCCUUUUUCCAUAUCCCAGUGAACAAUUUUCAAUCGGGAAAACCAUAAUCGACAGGUGUAGUAAAAAAUCAGUAUAAAUUAGUUAUAAGAACCUCACUUAAGCAUAAGUAAAUAUUCGGAGCAUAUAUAUGUAUAUAUUGUGAUUGAUUUUAGGCGCUUAGUACGCAUAGACUGGGGUCCUUCAGAUAUUACGUUGAGCCAUUUUGUUAUACACCUCCCCCUCUCCCACUCUUAAAUUCACCAUCGACCAAAAUUUCACAUUGAAUGUCGUAGAUAAGGGCACAAGUUGUGUAUGAAAUCCAUACUUCGGUCCGGAUGCUGGAUUUACUCAGGUAGAUUGCAAAUCGCGUUUACAUUAACUGGACAAAGGCCCAAAAUUUGAGAUUACAUAAAUCCGCUAUUGUGAAAAAAAUAUCAGACGAAGUCCAUUCACAAUUUUUUAUCAUCCUGUCUAACAUUACUGUGCUUUUAUCCGAACAUUUGCUAAUCCAAAUUAAACUCAAUCCCGAUAAUUUCGGAUAAUCUUGGUUCUACUGUAUAACGAAUUAUCAUAGUAGUAGAGAUACUCCUCAGUAGCAGAUGUAAUAUUUUAGUAACUUCAUUGUACCAUUGGGUAAUGAAUUGUAAUAUAAAAAAAAACCAUUUGUUUUGAUACGAAUAUAUAAUUAAUAUCUUGGACGUUAGUACGAAGCAAAUUGGAAUAAAUGACAUUUUGAGAGAACUGAAUUCUCUCCGAAAAUA